GCAAACGAGUAAAGGAAUGACACACAGUUCCUUAAUAUUCACUCAAUUAAUAGCGAAAAAAUGUUAGAUGCUUGUCAUUUCGGACGCCCACUGUACAUAGUGGACUUUGGCUAUAUAAGCCCUUCAUUCUCGAUCUCUCGUGGAAGUCGUAAACAAAAGAGAAUCUUCCCUUCUUUUCUAGGGAAACUUCUUUGUUACCCAUUGAGGAGAACAAGAAGCAGCAGAAAUGGGAGGAGGCAAUGGCCAGAAGUCAAGGAUGGCUCGAGAGAAACACAUGGAGAAGAACAAACCCGCUAAGGGCAGUCAGCUGGAAUCAAACAAGAAAGCCAUGACGAUCCAGUGCAAGGUUUGCAUGCAGACAUUCAUAUGCACCACGUCAGAGGUGAAGUGCAGGGAACAUGCUGAAGCAAAGCACCCAAAAUCUGACGUCUAUGCUUGUUUCCCUCACCUUAAGAAAUGAAUGAGAUAUAUCCAAUAAUAAAUAUAGAACUUGCAGAUUGGAUUUGAGGUUUCCAUCUCUUGUAUCAUAUUGUCAAUUAAAUUUGAAGCUUCUGUUAAAAUCUUUGCCAGGAGAUGGGAUAUCAACACAAUCUGAAAUUGUUCUUGCUAUAUUAUGGUUACUGUCUUGCUU
Molecule: messenger RNA, 631 nt
Organism: Theobroma cacao (cacao)
Lineage: Eukaryota; Viridiplantae; Streptophyta; Magnoliopsida; Malvales; Malvaceae
Source: RefSeq, a predicted model, not a curated record